Messenger RNA from Dichomitus squalens LYAD-421 SS1, 1811 nucleotides. RefSeq lists its product as uncharacterized. The record is from RefSeq and is a predicted model, not a curated record. Gene Ontology annotation, molecular function: carboxy-lyase activity; pyridoxal phosphate binding. The coding region runs from base 249 to 1712 and encodes 487 amino acids. The transcript has 12 exons. Lineage: Eukaryota; Fungi; Basidiomycota; Agaricomycetes; Polyporales; Polyporaceae. Gene Ontology annotation, biological process: amino acid metabolic process.
GCCAUUCAUCAUCUCACAUUAACUCGAUCUCAACAGGGCGACUAAGGCCCAACUGAUUUAGCGACUGGGACUCAUAAAUCACAAUCCAAAAGACUGAGGGGUUUACGGACGAUCACUGUUAGGCCCGAACGCUGAGUCGUUUGGGCUGGGGUAUAUCUCAUCAGUUGCAGAUACUAUCCACAUCGUUCUGCGUCAAGAAAGAUUAGUUGAUCCCUCCAGAGCAAGUGUGUCAUCAACUCUCACCAACCAUGGAUAUCGAAGCUUUCCGCAAGGCCGGCUACCAGGCCAUUGACAGGAUCUGUGACUACUAUGCAUCCAUGCACGAACGCCCCGUGGUAUCUCAGGUUAAACCAGGGUACCUCAUCGAGACACUCCCAGAGAACCCACCUGAGCACGGGGAGCAGUUCGACGCAAUUGCCGACGAUUUUCAGAAACUAAUCCUGCCAGGAAUAACACACUGGCAGCAUCCGAACUUCUUCGCCUACUUCCCGACGGCGAAUACGUUUGAAGGCCUACUCGGUGAUCUUUACUCUUCUAGCGUCGCGAAUCCUACAUUCAGUUGGCUUGCUAGCCCCGCGUGCACCGAGCUUGAGCAAGUGGUCAUGGAUUGGGCUGCGAAGCUCUUCGGCUUGGGAGACCAAUUUUUGUGCAAGUCGAAGGUUGGCGGUGGUGUUAUCCAGACGACCGCGUCUGAGGGUGCUAUUGCUGUCUGCGUCGCUGCACGCACCCGGUAUCAGAAACUUCAUCCGGACGCUAAACUCGAGGAUCUCGUUAUCUACACUAGCACACAGACCCACUCGCUGGGUACGAAGGCAGGGCUCGUCCUCGGGCUAGAGGUGCGUGCGUUAGAGGUCAAGGCGGAGGAUGAAUACGCCCUCCGCGGCAGCACUUUGAAGGAAGCCCUGGAAGCCGACUUGGCACGCGGGAAACGGCCGUUCGUUGUCAUUGCUACUGUGGGUACCACUAGCUCAGGCGCGGUCGAUGAACUAGACGAGAUCGGGGAAGUUCUGAAGGACUAUCCGUCGAUAUGGUACCACGUCGAUGCCGCGUGGGCGGGUGUCGCCUUCGCUUGCCCUGAGUUUCGUUCUGCGGGCAAACUACACGCCGUCAACAAAUACGUCCAUUCAUUCUGCACGAAUUUUCAUAAGUGGGGGCUUGUCAAUUUCGACGCUUCAGCCCUCUGGGUGACUGACCGGAACUACCUGACCGAUGCACUCGACGUCACUCCCGAGUUUCUGCGAACGAAGCAGCAUGACGCUGGCCUUGUCGUGGACUACCGCAAUUGGCACCUUGGUCUCGGCCGCCGCUUCCGUUCUCUAAAGGUCUGGUUCGUUCUCCGCAGUUACGGCAUAGAAGGGUUUCAGAGACACAUCCGCAAGGGAAUCGAACAGAACGCGUACUUUGCCUCCCUCGUCUGCGCCUCGUCCGAAUUUGAGCUCAUGACGAAGCCUUACCUCGGACUCUCUGUAUUCCGCCUUAAGGCCCCUGAGUCUGUCACCGCUCAGGGUCUAGCGGCCACGAACGACCUCAAUCGUGCGCUGUACUCGCGAUUGAUGGAGGACAGUGAUAAGCUGUACAUCACGCAGACAUUGCUUAACGGGGUGAUCUGCUUGCGAUUUGCUAUUGGGGCACAGAGGACCGAGAUAGAACAUAUUGAUCGAGCGUGGAAAGUCAUCAAAACGAGCGCACAGGCGAUUGUGCAGGCUCUCUAGCGUAAAAGAGUCAAAGAUAGACGAGGAAUACUCAGGGCUUGUGGAUAUGUACUUUAAAUCGCUCCAGUUCAAACAUGCUAAAGGUUUCCUGACCUUGCC